This is a messenger RNA of Rhododendron vialii, 868 nucleotides long. RefSeq names its product translation machinery-associated protein 22. Lineage: Eukaryota; Viridiplantae; Streptophyta; Magnoliopsida; Ericales; Ericaceae. The record is from RefSeq and is a predicted model, not a curated record. Bases 114 to 683 code for a protein of 189 amino acids. The transcript is spliced from 7 exons. Gene Ontology annotation, biological process: formation of translation preinitiation complex; translation reinitiation. Gene Ontology annotation, molecular function: mRNA binding; translation initiation factor activity.
AUGUAGAACGACGUCGCAUUCUCCUAGGUCUCAGAACUUCUGAAACUGGUUUACUUCUCCCCAAGAAAUCCUGCGUAGAGACUAGAGAGAGAAGAGAGAGAAUCUUGUCUGUAAUGGCGGAGAAGCCCCAGCCGGUGCAAGUACUCUACUGCGGCGUAUGCGGACUACCAGCAGAGUACUGCGAAUUCGGCCCCGACUUCGAGAAAUGCAAGCCCUGGCUCAUCCACAACGCCCCCGACGUCUACCCCGAUCUUCUCAAAGAGGCAAAUGCAAAGGACGCUGAUAAAGUCUCCGAUCAACUCCAGUCCACUUCAAUCUCUGCCGGAGGUGGUUCUUCAACUUCUAAACCAGAAGAAGUGAAACGCCUUCCUGGUGGGAAGAUAAAAAAGAAAGAUAAACAAGAAGUUAUCAUCGAAAAGGUGGUACGUAACAAGCGUAAAUGCAUCACUACUGUGAAAGGAUUGGAGCUUUUUGGUGUUAAACUUAGUGAUGCUUCAAAGAAGCUUGGGAAGAAGUUUGCUACCGGAGCCUCUGUUGUUAAGGGACCAACUGAAAAAGAGCAGAUUGAUGUUCAAGGAGACAUAUCCUAUGACAUUGUGGAGUUCAUUACUGAUACCUGGUCUGAUGUGCCAGAAGCUGCAAUUUUCUUUAUUGAAGAUGGCAAAAAAGUUCCAGCUGUCUAACCAUAGCUUGGACAUUUUUCUAUAAAUGUAUACUAUUCUCGGCGCUUGGUACUCAAAUUACUAUAGUUUGUAGUUGGUGGAUGGUAAUCUUGGGUCAUCCCAUAGUGGCAACCCAUGGUGUUUUUUUGGCGUGCAUGUUUUUUUUAUAUGCUUAUAAAGCCCCUCUUUAUUUCCCUUUUCUUUCA